GCACGCUGCUGCGUUCUUGCUUCUGGCUGGCCUUCUUCCUUCGUGUUGGUGCUGGUCGCUGCUGGUGGCGUGCCCUGUUUUGCAUCAAGUCUUUGGAUUGCGACAGCAGCAGCAGCAGCAGCAGCUCCCCCACUUCCUCAUUCAUUAUCGUCAUCAUCAUCACACGACACGCAUCCACCCACACAGCCUGACCGGCCACUCUUGUGACCAACACACACCGCAUCAGCCAUCACAGCAAAGGAAACCCGAACAAGCGCCUUUUCACGCAACAAGCAAGCAAGCAAGCGCCAUUUCUCCAACGCCACAUCGCACGACUGUAACGCAACAACCACACACCACCACCCAGCUGAUCCUCAACAAGCCACACCUGCUGCUUCUCGUUCAAAGCAUACUACAACCGAAACCAGAACAAAAUGGCCCUGGUUGGAGAGAAGACCGAGCUCGAGGCCACAAGGCCUCAGGACACACGCAUGGUCACCCCCACCACCGUCGCAGACUUUGUCAUCCACACAGGCAACGUCCAAAGGUGCAACCAUCUUCAGGCGCGCGUGCCCGCAACUCUGCAGCGCGAAAUCACCACAGCUCUCAAGUGCACCAUGCAGUGUUGGAAGAAGCACAACAAGGGCGACUUUGUCAUGUCCCGCGAGGUCAUUGGGCACCCAAAGCUCAUGCGCGUGCCUCUGUCUGGAAACGCAAUGGCAAAGCGCGUCCGUGUCAAGCUCUUCAUCCUCGACAAGUUCGAGGAAGGCAUCGUCAGCAAGGCUCUCACCGGCGUUGAGAAGGCGGUGGGCUUCGCCGGUGUCGACACACUUGUGGUUGAUAUGAAGGCUGCUGGCGGUGCUGAACAGCAUGAGGAGGAGGAGGCAGGGCGCGAUGGCGGCCGUGACCUCGUCGCCGCAUGGCGCGAAAUGGAGAACCUGCAUGAUUACGGCCUCGCCAAAUCCCUUGGCGUCGCUGACCUUGAUACUGACACCCUCCAGCAUCUCGCCUCUGUCGCAAAGGUCCCCGUUGCCGUCAACGAGGUGGACCAGCAGACGCGCUGCGCAUCGCUGCCCUCGUCCCUCCGCACAUAUGCACGCGAGCACGGCAUUCGCCUUGACGCCCACAGCGACGCAGGCCACCCGCUCCCUAAGCAGCAGUUUCAGAAGAUCAUGACCAAGGUGAUCAAGGACCAGAGCCUGUUCACCCCCGGUGGCGAGCACACGCCUGGCGGCGACACACCCGGCACGCCCGGCUCUGCUGUUGGGGCUGCGCUGCGGGUGGACUGGACUCCCAGAUGGGUUGCGCGGUACACCGUCGUUGACACGGAGCGCUCUGUCGUUGACUCAACCGGUUUUGUGAUUGGCGGCCGCUACAUCGUGUAACCAGACACGCCACCACCACAGCACCACAAUGCUCAUCACCCGUGAUUGCUGCCGCUGUCCUGCUUUGGAUCCACAUCCCUGCUGUUCUUGUACGAUUUGGGUGCUUGUCUCUCCUUCUCCAUCCCCUUCCCUCCCUCUAUCUCUUCCUUGGGCACAAUGCGACGUUGUUGCUGCUGCCGCUACUGGCGCCGUUACAUGCUGUGGUGUUCGUGGGAUGCUUUUCAUCUUUCUUGCCGUGUUGCAUCAGCCUCUAGCUUUUCUCUCUUGCUGCUUUCAUUGAUUGCGUUAUUGCCGCUGUGAACACCCGCUUGCUCCCAUUUCUUGCCCGCCUCAGCUCCCCUCCUUUUCCCCAAAACGCACACGCCCUUGUUCUCGUGCCCCUAAUUAUCUCCUUCCUCCCUGUGAGCGUGUGUCUCACGAACCACGCUCAAGUUUCCCUUUGCACCCGUGUUCAUCAUGAGUGUUCGUUGGUGUUGUUGUGUACGCGCGCGCGCUUGCGACUGGUUGUUCCCAUUAUUCCCCUUUGCCUGGUAUUUGCUUCCCCCUUCCCUUCCUCCCAGUUCACGGUUCACUUGUUUGCCGCUGCCUGCAAUAAUGCCACCCUUUGUUGUUUCAUGUGCGCGUGCACGUGUGUCUUGUCUGUGCGCUGCACGUGUGUCUUGUGUGUAUCGAGCUCAUCAAAACCGCUUCCAGUGACCCUUUGAGUUCCCAUUUGGUGGUUUUAUGGUUCAGCUAACGCGUGCACACCCCCGUUGCCACGUCAAUUAAAGACAUCAGCCACAA
Molecule: messenger RNA, 2147 nt
Organism: Salpingoeca rosetta
Lineage: Eukaryota; Choanoflagellata; Craspedida; Salpingoecidae
Exons: 5
Coding region: 414-1364 (316 amino acids)
Biological process (GO): glutathione biosynthetic process
Cellular component (GO): glutamate-cysteine ligase complex
Molecular function (GO): enzyme regulator activity; glutamate-cysteine ligase catalytic subunit binding
Source: RefSeq, a predicted model, not a curated record